GCGAGAGGAAAAUGAAAAUGAAUAUAUUUUUUGCCCUGACGCCAGCGCUGACUGCACCGGCUGGAGGAAGGCAGGGUCAGCGUCCGCCGCUCCUCGCCUUUCUGGUUUUCUGGUCUUCUCACCGACUAGAUUCUCGCUUGGGGCUGGCCGGCCGGACUGCCCUUUCCAUGGGCUGUGCUUGCUCAAAAGUCGGCUUGGGUAUCCGAGAUGAUUUCCCGGUGCCUGAAGGGACCUGACUGAGCAUUUGUGCUUGUGCUGGGAAAUAGAAAUUCGAGAAAAAAAAAAAAAAAUUGUCCUGUUCCCAUCAACAAGUCUGAGUCUAGCAGCCCAGCAUUUCCCACCAACUUUGAGUGGAAUGGAAUGAGGAGUGGAGGUAAGGAAAGGACUGAGGCAUUUUCAAAAAUUAUUAUACACUUCGUUAGAAAAAAAAAAAAAAAAAAGAUAUAUCGGAGCAACUAAGUCUUUCUACCUACAAGGGGAAGUUGGAUCCUACUUCCCCUGGAGUUGAGAAAACCUCAUCUGCAAGAAGUUUUCUCUAGAGGCUGUAUUCCUCUCACUAGGGAGAACAUAUAUUGAACCCACCUCGUCCGCCUUUCAGGAAACACACGCGCGCGCGCGCACACACACACACAACAAGGGAGGGGACCUAAGGGGGAAGGGUAGCUGUUGGGAGGGGGAGAGGGAAAAUAAUUCUUCAAAAAAGAAAAGUCAGUCUUCUCCUCUCCAGUCUGUGGAAAAUCCAACGGGGACGUUUACAAGAGGAUAUUUUUAGGAAACACAUCCAAAUACACAGGGGUAAGAGUGAAUGUGAGAAAAAAAAAAAAAAAGUUGUGGGUUGUAGAAGUUAUCAAGUGGGAUUUGCGGCGCUCUCUGCAGGAAACGCGAGCGGCUCCAGUUCAAAGCCACAUGCACCAACGUGACAUAUAAGCCAUUAAAAUAUCAUCCUGACGGCUCAUUUCUGCUUCAUCAUACAUUCCCUAACUGCUUCCCGAAAGCUGGAAAAGGAGAAAUGAAGGAUGACCGCCUCGCUGGAACCACAAAAGAGAGGCUUGGAGGGGUUUGUGGUCCCCUCUCAGCCACCCCGAAAUGAUGUGCAGAAAUGAGGCGAUCCUGGCAACAGGUGGAGUGGGGCUCAAAGUCAGAAAAUGAGAUACAAGACAUCCUUGGUGAUGAGGAAACGAUUACGGCUUUACCGAAACACUCUGAAAGAGUCAAGUAGCAGCUCUGGACACCAUGGCCCCCAGCUCGCCGCCGCCUCCAGCCCCUCGGUGUUCCCGGGCCUCCAUGAGGAGCCUCCCCAGGCCUCCCCCAGCCAUCCUUUGAAUGGACUCCUGCGUCUGGGGCUCCCUGGAGACAUGUACGCGCGGCCAGAACCCUUCCCGCCAGGGCCUGCGGCCCGCAGCGACGCCCUGGCAGCUGCCGCAGCUCUACAUGGCUACGGGGGCAUGAACCUGACGGUGAACCUCGCUGCGCCCCACGGUCCUGGCGCUUUCUUCCGCUACAUGCGCCAGCCCAUCAAACAGGAGCUCAUCUGCAAGUGGCUGGCGGCCGACGGCACCGCGCCCCCGAGCCUCUGCUCCAAAACUUUCAGCACCAUGCACGAGCUGGUCACGCACGUCACCGUGGAGCACGUCGGCGGCCCGGAGCAGGCCAACCACAUUUGCUUCUGGGAGGAGUGUCCGCGCCAGGGCAAGCCCUUCAAAGCCAAAUACAAACUUGUAAAUCACAUCCGCGUGCACACGGGCGAGAAGCCCUUCCCUUGUCCUUUCCCGGGGUGUGGGAAGGUCUUUGCUAGAUCAGAAAAUCUCAAAAUACACAAACGAACUCACACAGGCGAGAAGCCCUUCAGAUGCGAGUUCGAGGGCUGUGAGCGGCGCUUCGCCAACAGCAGCGACCGCAAGAAGCAUUCGCACGUGCACACUAGCGACAAGCCAUACACGUGCAAGGUGCGGGGCUGCGACAAGUGCUACACGCACCCCAGCUCGCUGCGUAAGCACAUGAAGGUGCACGGGCGCUCGCCGCCGCCCAGCUCUGGCUACGAUUCGGCUACACCGUCUGCCCUCGUGUCGCCCUCGUCAGACUGCGGCCACGAGUCCCAGGUGGCCUCCUCGGCGGCGGUGGCGGCGCGUAGUGCCGACUUGAGCGAAUGAUGUCCAUUGCGUUGCUCGCAAGGUAAUCUCGCUCCGCGCAGCUGAGCGCCCCGCAUCUUGCGCCUGCUACAUCAAAGGGCCCGCGCACAAAGCAGUGUUUCUUCGCCACGGUGCAUCUUCAUGGUAAGUUAGGAUUUCUAUGGCAAUGGGCAAGUCGCACUGAAAUCCUGAAAGGCCAAGCCUGGAGCCCGUCCAGGCUUUUCAUUAAGGACAUAAUAUUUACGUCUAACAGACCUUUUUUCUUGUGUAUACAAGUAUAUAUUUUUGUUUGACGCGGACUAAAUCAUUUUCAUUUAAUUUCCGGUAAACAAAACCCACGCGAAUGGGCACUUGUACCCGAUCAUAAUAAAAAUGGAUAAUAAUGUGAAGGAAGAAAAGAGCCGCUUGAAUCGCCGCUCAGCCCCCUUUGUUUCUGCUUUCUGCGGUGAUCAGAGGGCGCAUUUGGGUUUGAUGGCGAGUUUCUAAAGGCGAGGAAAUGGUUUGUAAGAGGGGAAAGAAAAGGAGAAAGGUCUAAUCAAGCUAGGGUUGUUCAAAGAGUCGGGUUUUGGGGUUGAAAGUGUGAGUUUGACGGUGCAUCAGCAUGCCGCGUUAGGCUCGCCAUGGAAAUACGCGCGGGGAGCGGCCGCUUCAAAGGCGGCACACUUCACUACAGACACUCUAUUAAGAUACAUUUGCGCUGACCUUUGCUUUCACGCCAUUUAAUACUGUCACUGCGCUCUCCAGUAUAUACUUCCUUCCUAGAACCCGACUUGCCCGCGUUUAGGGGUUCACCCUGCACCCGGAUGUGGGAGGCUUUGGAGCAGGGGACACUUUCAGGAAAGGGAGGAGCACAAGGACUCUGUGCAUCUUGACUGCGCACCAAAGAGCUCCAGGAUCAGGAGUGAAAGAUUUUAAAGCAGCCUCCGAAGCUUAACAAAUGAGCAUUCCAAACUCAGUUUUGUGCAAAUCGCCUUUCUGACUCUUGAGUAGGAUGGAGGCUUAAGUUUAAUGGGGACUUGUGGGGAAGGGAGCCACCCUGGGGGAGUCUGAGGAGUUCAGUCUGUGGCCCUUGGGACAUUUCCACUCUGGCUUUCCUUACCACUCUUCUUCCUCUCCAUCCCAUAAGUCUCUUGCGGCCCCUCAAACUUGUUUCUUUCUAAGGCAGGGUGUGUGGUACCUUAGGCCUGGACUUGUCCUAGAUGCAAACUCAAGAGCCCAAGGCCAAGGGGAUAUGGGGAAGAUGGCAGGAAAGUUAGAAGUCCAUGUUCCCUUAAUUGUCUUGUUGUUUAUUUUAUCCAAGUACCCCAGUGAAUAGGGGAAAAAUAAACACAGUGAAAAAAAAAAAUCAAACAGUGGAGUCUUCUUUAGUGCCAGUCCUUGUGGUUGAAUAAAAAGGAUGGUCCGCUUUCUAUUGAGCUGAGAAAUCUUUGAAGUGGGAGUUAUUAUCUGAGACAUUCCUGCUUGUCGUCCUAACAACGCUGAUGAAACGUAAAAGGUUCUUUGUCAGCGAUUUGUUCUCCUCUCUGUCAAACUCCCUCUGCCCCGUUAGUUUCAAACCGUUUCUAAAGAGAUAAAAAUCAAACUUCUUUUAAAAAAAUAUCCGCACACUGCACCAAUACAUAACUUUAGGACUAAGUCUUGCUAAGGGAUAAACAAAAGCAAUGCCUAGACAUCAGGGUCAGGGCCUGGCCUGGUGAAGUAUGCAGAAGUUGGGGUACCCUCGGGACAAGCUUUGGGACAUGAGGAAAAGUAUGCAGAGAGCGUCCAAGCAGAAUACAUACCCUAAGUCCAUAAUUGUAUGUCUGCUUUCUUCUGCUCUGACUUGCACUCAAUCAGCCCAAGUUGGUUCACCUGGAUGGGUUCCUUCGGGUACCCCUCAAGCUGCUAAUAUUCUUGCCCAGGAUCCUUGGAACUUAAGAUUGCAGCCAAGCAAUUGUUAAUAUCUCCUGCUCCUUCAAAGCCACCUCUGCUAAAAAUAGACCCAUUGUGUAUUUCUUCUCACUAGCAGCAAUCAACAAGCCCUUUCUGCCAUUAAUAAGAAGGAGAAUAGCUGAAGGAGAGAGAUGUUUUAUUAAUUUCCUGUUUCCUUCAGAAUCUUGGCAGUUGAAGCUUAGAAGAUUUGGUCUACAACAUAGUGAUCGAAAAUGCAUGCAAAUGCCCAUCCUUCCCCUCAUUCACAUGUGCAGUUGUUCAUUUUAUAUUGUGCCCAAGAAAGAAACUUUCACCCAGUUCAGGUUUCCCCAAAACUCCUGUUGUGGUUUUAAAGGUGGUUUAAAUAAAUAAGGAUGUGCUGGUCCCACUACACUGUGUGUGCUGAAUAAAUGACUUGUAAAGUUUUCCGAGCUGUAACCCAUGCUGUUAUUAUAGUUGCUGCAAAAUGUUGUUUCUGAUAUUGAUUUUAUUUGUUAACUGGAGGUCUCCAUAUGUUUGUUUAUAUUGCUAAUUUAUGAGAAAAUGUAAUAAUCGCAAUGAAUGUGAAUUAUACAGACAGGCAAACAUUUUGUAAUCAUAAUUCACAUAUACACAAAAGCCUGGCUGAAACCUUAGACUGUUUGUACCCUCUCUACCCACACUGUUUGUGAUUUAUCAUCUGUCUCCUUAGUGUCAGUUAAAUUAUGAACUAACUUGAAAAUAAAAAGUUGUUUGACUGAAAGUGAUUGUUGAAUGAACAACAAAGUUGAAAGCCAUGGCUUGAUCUUGUAAAUAUGUAAAUGUAAAUGAUAUUAAAUCUGUGAUUCCUUUUCCCUCCAAAGGCCUUUGUGUACAUGGCACUCCAUUUGGCUAUUUUCUUUGGAAAUAAAUGAUGUGAUGUUUCCCUUCCUCUUU
Molecule: messenger RNA, 4955 nt
Organism: Mandrillus leucophaeus (drill)
Lineage: Eukaryota; Metazoa; Chordata; Mammalia; Primates; Cercopithecidae
Gene: ZIC4
Product: Zic family member 4
Exons: 5
Coding region: 1146-2150 (334 amino acids)
Biological process (GO): central nervous system development; regulation of transcription by RNA polymerase II
Cellular component (GO): nucleus
Molecular function (GO): RNA polymerase II cis-regulatory region sequence-specific DNA binding; DNA-binding transcription factor activity, RNA polymerase II-specific
Source: RefSeq, a predicted model, not a curated record